UGUCAUGGUUGACAUUUUUCAUUGAAGAUAAGUCGUACGUUUUUUAAUGAUUUUUAUUAUCAAAUAUUUAUUUUCAUUUGGGAAAAUGUGAUGGCAUUCAAGUUGACCGAACCGUUCGUCAAUUUCGCCGCAUUCCACGGUAAUUUAACAAUCUAAAAUGUGCGAAAUUCGAGUAGUAAAAGUUGGUUUGUGUGACAUCCUGUGAAAUGUUUGUUUCCUAGUUUAAAAACAUGAUUUUUUUCCGCAUGUGAAUCGUGGGAAUUGAGAAAAACUAGAUAUUUUCAGAGGGUUUUAAGGAAAUAUCACGAUGUCACCGCUACACCGUACCAUCUACCUUGUUAUUUUCGCAAUUUUGUGUCUGCAUAUUAGUGACGUCUGGUCUAUAAUAUGCAAAUGUGAUUUGUGCAAAAGUGAAAAUUAUACUUGUACAACAAAUGGAUAUUGUUUUACUUCAGUUCAGAGGAAAAAAGGAAGCGACGAGCUAAUUUAUAACUAUCGAUGUUUCGAUAACGAGAAAUUCCCUGACGUCAUAUCCGACGCCAACAAGCAUCUCACCUACUGUAACGUCAACGGGUCAGACAACGACAUCUACUACGUCACGUCCUGUUGCGACAGUGCCGAUUACUGCAACGAGAUGGCGCUGCCGCGUAUCGUGUUAGGCCAGUUGAACAAGUCGGAAGCAGAAGGUUCAAAAGGGACGUUUUUUACUGGUCUUCAAACGGCUCUGUUGAUAGUGGUGCCCACUCUUGUCAUAUGCGUGUUGGUAAUAUUCGCAUACUGCUUUGUGACGUCGAACUACAAGAAGAGGGGGUUGCAUCAUCAUUUGAGACAUGGAGAUGACAGUAUUGAAGCACCUGAUCAUCCCAUUCUCAAUAAGGGUGUCAGUUUGAAGCAUAUGAUCGAAAUGACAACUAGCGGAAGUGGUUCAGGGUUGCCACUGCUGGUACAGCGAUCUAUAGCUCGUCAAAUACAGCUGAUCGAUAUUAUCGGUCAAGGACGUUUUGGUGAAGUCUGGAGGGGCAGGUGGAGGGGCGAAAAUGUAGCUGUCAAAAUAUUCAGCUCUCGCGAGGAACGAUCCUGGUUUAGGGAGGCUGAGAUUUAUCAGACGGUGAUGCUGAGACAUGAAAACAUUCUGGGAUUCAUUGCAGCAGAUAAUAAAGAUAAUGGUACGUGGACUCAACUGUGGCUCAUCACCGACUACCACGAGCACGGCUCACUCUUCGAUUUUCUGGGCAGGAACACUUUGGACACGGGCAGCAUGAUCAGGAUGGCCCUGUCCAUUGCUACUGGUCUUGCCCACCUUCACAUGGACAUCAUGGGCACGCAAGGAAAGCCCGCUAUUGCUCAUAGAGAUUUGAAAUCGAAAAACAUCCUCGUCAAAUCCAACGGCACCUGCGCCAUUGGCGAUCUUGGAUUGGCCGUUAGACAUGACGUCACCACGGAUACGGUGGACAUCCCUUUGAAUAAUAGGGUUGGCACCAAGCGAUACAUGGCACCAGAGGUUUUGGAUGAAACCAUGAACAUAGACCAGUUCGAUUCAUUCAAACGGGCCGAUGUGUACGCUUUGGGGCUGAUUUUCUGGGAGAUAGCCCGGCGCUGUAACGUGGGCGGUAUCUUUGACGAGUACCAGCUGCCCUUCUUCGAUGCGGUACCGUCGGACCCCACCAUCGAAGAAAUGCGACGGGUGGUAUGUUUCGAACGUCAAAGGCCCAACAUCGCCAACCGUUGGCAGUCCUGCGAGGCUUUGCACGUCAUGUCCAAACUGAUGAAGGAGUGUUGGUAUCACAACGCGACUGCGCGACUCACCGCGUUGAGGAUAAAGAAGACCUUGUCCAACUUUCGGGCAUCGGAAGAACUAAAAAUGUAGACUGGGAUAGUGAAUUGUUUCCCCCGUUUCUUUUUGUUUAUAUAUUGUGGCGCCUUAACAAUUUUGAGGACGUUCUUUAGUUAUAAAUUAAUAUAUUCUAUAAUAGUGAUCUUCAAGGAGUAUUAAAGUGAUAUGUUUUCGGUAGAGUUGAGGAGACUCAAAGAAAGGUUGAAGUAAGGAUGAUUGGUUGCUAUUUAGAGUGGAUGGAACCCACAUAGUACGCUGUAAUGUACAGGGUGUUAUACUUUGAAAUACCCCUAGAUAAUAUUAUACAGGGUCGCUUUUGUGUAUGGAAA
This is a messenger RNA of Sitophilus oryzae (rice weevil), 2163 nucleotides long. RefSeq names its product TGF-beta receptor type-1 (gene babo). Gene Ontology annotation, molecular function: activin receptor activity, type I; ATP binding; activin binding. The record is from RefSeq and is a predicted model, not a curated record. Gene Ontology annotation, cellular component: activin receptor complex; plasma membrane. NCBI's taxonomy places the organism in Eukaryota, Metazoa, Arthropoda, Insecta, Coleoptera, Curculionidae. The transcript is spliced from 9 exons. The coding region runs from base 308 to 1867 and encodes 519 amino acids. Gene Ontology annotation, biological process: nervous system development; activin receptor signaling pathway; cellular response to growth factor stimulus.